ACCUCCUGUACCGGCAUUGUGUUUUUUAUGCAUUUCCAGGCAUUUUUAAUAAUAUCCCUCAACUCUGUAGCUCACAGCUGAUGAUGCUCGUCCCGGAUCACUGAUUUCAACUCCAUUUAUUCACCAAUCUGAUCAUAUGUACAUAGAAGAAUAUAUUGAAGAAGAUGAGGAACCACCUUUGCUGCUCAGCUCUUGUCCUUCUUACGGUGUUUGGCUGUGGUGGGACUGCAGCAGUGCAGUGUCGGUGGGGGGAAGGGUGUGUGUGUCUGCAAUGUCCCGCUGGCCAAGAACCUUCCAAGGCCUGUGGGCUGAUCCAAGGGCCAGAGGAGGAAGUGCGAUGCCAGUUUUGCUCGGCCGGCACAUUUUCAGAUGCACUUGACUCUGAACUUUGCCGUCCACACACCUCCUGUAAGACCCUCGGCCGAGAGGUAGCAACCCCUGGCACCUCGACCUCUGACGCUGUCUGUGGAGGCUGUCUGCCUGGAUUACACUCCACUGCAGCCGGGGACGUUUCCACCCAAAGUCCCUGUGUGAAGGCUCCUGCAGCUCCCCUUGUCCGGACAGUCCGCACGGUGGGUAAGGGUCCAGCUGGUGGUGGCGGCGGGCCAGUCAACGGCACAGCGGUACGCAGCGCCGAAGAAAAAACAGCAGAGUACGCUGUGUUCGCCUUGGUGCCCAUCUUCUGCGUGAUGGGCCUGCUGGGCAUCCUCAUCUGCAACAUCCUGAAAAAGAAGGGAUACCGCUGCACCGCAGAGAAAGAGGGAGGGGACGAAGAGAAUGCCACACCGCACAAAGAAGGCAACGGUUGUCCUUACAUACCCGAUGACCCUAACGAAGACACCAUCAGUGUUCUGGUGCGCCUCAUUACUGAGAAAAAAGAAAAUGCUGCUGCGCUAGAGGAACUGCUGCUGGAGUACGAGAGCAAACAGAUGGCCAUGAGUAAAGCCUCGUCAAUCAAGUUCCCGGUGCUGUCUCCCCUGUCUCAGUUCCGCUCCCUGCCCCGGCUCUGCCCCCACCAGUCCCACCUCCACACCAUCUCUGGCCUCUCCGGCCUGGCCCCCAAACACGGUUACUGCUGCUCCCGCUGCGCCCAGCGGAAAUGGCCCCCUAUCCUGAUACCUCCCCUGGAUUCCCUCAAAGACCCCCUGAAGCCCCCCCAGACCCUCAUCCUGCCCUCACUGAAUACAGCUGCUGACCAGCAGAAGAGCCCCCUCCUUGGGGGAGUGUGUGUUGACACACACCAUACACAAGCUGUCGUGCCAAAUGCAGUGCAGGAGAAGGUGGAGGGGAGUGAAGUGAAGGAGAAGAAAGAGAGUAAGGAGGGAGAGCUGACCGUGCUGUCCGUGGGGAGAUUUCAAGUGGCUCAGAUCCCAGAGCAGAAGCCUGUCACUGUGGAAACUAAAACGUCAUCCCAGGAGACACGCAACUCACUGUUUGGAGGGAAGCCCUUCUCUUCCUCUUCAUCAUCAGGCACCAGGAGGUGAACAGGGCGACGCUGGAUAAUAACGCUACCUCGCUGAAGAUGACCUCAUCAUGGGUUGACAACUUUGACAACCAGCAGGGAGGGUGUUUCUAGAUUGACUGACACCGACAACCACCUCCACCUUCGGAAGUCGAUCCUGGCUAUCCAAGGAAAGGAAUAUAGUUGUAUUUAUUAUUACAUAAAGAGUUAUUGUACUUCACAGAUGUAACCAUCAUUGAACUUCCACUCGAUUCAUGCUUAUUGCACUCCAGCUGCGCUGUUGCCCCACCUCUGAGAGGAAUCAUUUUGAAAACCCUGUUGGGUAUAUCCUGGGGUGGGAUGGGGGUACUUCUGCGAUGUCUACCACUACAGCGUUGUGAUAAGCAUUUAUCCUCUAGAGAGAAGGAUGAGGGGGAGAGGGAGGAAAAGAAGAGAGGGGUGGAUAAUGAACAAAAUGCACUCUUAGCCCCUGUAUUUGUGCUUCCAACAAAAAAAAAAAAUGAAGGAAGGGGUUAAAACACUCACACAUGAACAUGAAUGCACUUGUGCUCAUGUUACACAUACAUGCAGACAAACACACACACACACACACGUCAAUUGUGCUUACACAUCCUGUACAUUGAAAUAUAGUCAUUCUUCCCUGUGGGGAGUGCAGAGGACGAGACACUGUGCAAUACUGAUGCUGAUAGGAAGACAAAGCUGAAACUUCGAUGCGACAGAAACAAAUUCCCAAUCAUAUGCACACAAAAUAAGGAAAAAAAAAACACUCAGCCAGCAGUCUUCAACCAUAUGCCAUUUGAACCAAGCAUACCCAAACACCACAGCAGCUGAUUUCACUCAAUAACACACCUUCAGUGAGUGCUCAAAAUGAGCUGCUGCAGUGUUUGGCUGGAAUGAAACCCUGCACAGUCUUAGAUCAUAUGGCACAUUACUGAAGACCACUGUACUAGGUAUGUAAAGAUGUUAAAAAAUAAAUCUCAUCUUGAUCUUUGAGAUUUUUUUAAAUAGAAAUUUUGUUAUUUAGCUUCUUUUGACUCUGCCUACUUAUUAGCUGCAGAUGAGCUGAACUUUUAAGACCUGGAAAAUAUUGAAUGUAGUCUUAAUGGAAGUCGCUCACUACAUACUGAGUUCACUAAAGCACGUCAACAUUUUGACAGUUGGAGAAACAUUCAUUCAGUAUGAAUAUGCACACCUACAGAAGUAAUUACAUUUGUAACCUUUAAGCUCUUAGACUAGGUCCAAGUAGAGCAGUGUAUCGACUAGGGCCUGAAAUGGGUUUUCUGGAGGGGCCCAUAUUACAGCAUGUCAUUUUUUUUAAUUAAUUAAACUUUUCCCAUGACUGAAAAACUUUUAAAAACCUUGAGAGUAGAUCUCACUUAUGUAGAAUAGGACAUGUAAAUGUAUGUACAUAUGUAAAUACAGGUGGGUUAAAGAAACUCACUUUACCUGGCUUUUUUAAUUGGAGUACAUGAGGUGAGGAGUGGAUAGACGGGACCUGAAAAAACAGUGAAGGCUGUUGCGCUACAUCAUCAUGGGAUAUUUGUAAUCCAUCAGUUUAUCAAAUACAACAGGAACAUCACUGAAUGUGAUAGGCUGAAGUGUGGUUCCCUAAAGCACGAAUAUGCCAUAAAGUCUAGAGAUGCUGAGAGGUCUCUCUCUCAUGCAUGCACACACAUUCAAACACAAGCAUCCCAUUCCCCCCCCUAAAUAUUUACAUUUUUUUUUUAGUGUCUUUAUUACGUGAACCAACAAGUGGCUGCGGAGUAUUAGUGGUGGAGAUGCCUCUCACACAUGCAGCACACACAGCUGGCUUUUAGUUUACAUCCUCAUGGUUUUUAAAGGGUGUACUAUAAUCAUCCUAGGUUUUUUUUAGCUACUUAUUUUCAUAUUUUGUUAUUAUGUUACUGUUUUAUUUUUGCGGUUCACAGAACAUGACAACAUGUCAGGAAGAUUGGAUCAUAUUUAUUGGUUGCAGCAUUUACAUGUUUUCAUUUGAUCUGUGUAUUAUUAUUAUUAUUAUUUUAUUAUUAUUAAUGAUAAAUGUUACAAGCUGAAGUGUUGCUGGUAUAGGAAGGUUACAAACACUCAUCUCAUCAAC
Molecule: messenger RNA, 3560 nt
Organism: Myripristis murdjan (pinecone soldierfish)
Lineage: Eukaryota; Metazoa; Chordata; Actinopteri; Holocentriformes; Holocentridae
Gene: relt
Product: RELT TNF receptor
Exons: 11
Coding region: 165-1484 (439 amino acids)
Biological process (GO): apoptotic process
Molecular function (GO): protein binding
Source: RefSeq, a predicted model, not a curated record